Molecule: messenger RNA, 1737 nt
Organism: Neurospora tetrasperma FGSC 2508
Lineage: Eukaryota; Fungi; Ascomycota; Sordariomycetes; Sordariales; Sordariaceae
Exons: 2
Coding region: 352-1527 (391 amino acids)
Biological process (GO): endoplasmic reticulum tubular network organization
Cellular component (GO): endoplasmic reticulum tubular network
Source: RefSeq, a predicted model, not a curated record
AUCUUGAUGACGGUGGCUCUGGGACGCUGCUACGAACAGGCCACCGAGGCCAUAUCCAAACCUUGAUAUCUUCCAUUCUCAGCCUUCUUUUUCUCCUAUUGACUUUCACCAUCUUUUGCCCUUCGCCAUCCCUGGCCAAUCUUCAUUCGGGGAGCUACCCGUAAUUAACUGCAGCGAGCUCUUCCUCCAUCAAAGAACCCUACUGGGUAGCGAUCCUCUCUGCGACAGAUCCGAGCCCUUCUUUAUCUUGACCACCCCUCGUCCCCUUCUUGGAAAUACACGAUAUCCCCGCGACAACAGACGGCGACCUGAUUAGUCCGCCAAAGCAUUAUACCUCAGCAAGCCAUCAACAUGGUUUCCCUAUGGCCAUGGAAGAAGGAGGACUCCUCUCCAGCUUCGUUCGAAAAGGCACUUUCGGCCCUCUCAGGAAGGAUCACAGUCACGCAGACCAGACUCGAUAAUGUCCGAUCGACCGCGCGACGAGUAAAGGGCCUUGCGACCCUUUAUCUCGGUUUCGCCUACCUCGUCUACGCCAUCGUUGCGCUUCUCGUCAUCGGAUGGAAAAACAUGGGUCCACAGGAAUGGACAGGAAUGGCCGGCGGCCCCGUGAUCAUCUACCUCGUUCGCACUUUAUCGACCAUGUUCUUCGACUACCGGAUCAACGGCCUCAAUGCGAAACUUGAGUACCUCCAGACCGAACGAGCCAAGACCAUUCAGAAACUCAAGGACGCGACCCGGUACGACUCCACCCUCGAACUGCUCGAGAAGUACGGCGGACCGGAGAACAAGAUCAGGAGGCGUGCCAGUAAGAAGGGUGGCGACGAUGACAACGACGAGGAUGGCGCCCAAAGGUCCAAGAAAUCUCAGGGCAGACACGCAAACCGCAUCCACAUCGCGCCGCCUCCCACUGCCAACAUCCAGCGCCCCGGCGCCGUCGGUCCCAACAUGCCGCAACCCGGUGCUCCUCCCCGUGGCCAACAAUUAGCUCCCUCGCCUAUGCCUCCUCACGGCCCGGAGCUGUCCGCCGAGUUCGCCCCGAACGCUUUUGAAACCAACCCUCGCGCGUCCCCCGCUCCACCGCACGCCCAAUACCCACUCGCCGCGGCCGCCAUGGCGGCGCCCACGGAAUCACACUGGUACGACCGCAUUCUCGACACGCUCAUCGGCGAGGACGAGACCGCGGCCAAGAACAGGAUUGUCCUCAUCUGCAAGAAGUGCCGGCUGGUCAACGGACAGGCCCCUCCCGGGACGAAGAGCCUGUCUGAGAUUGGCAAGUGGAAGUGUAUGUCCUGCGGGGCUGUCAACGGCGAGAUGGACGAGGGAAAGAGGAUCGUGAGGGAAGUGAUUGGUGGAGGUAGAAGUGAAGAAUCUCUUGUCCACUCUCAGUCCGGUGACGAUGCGACUAGCUUGGGCAGUUUCGGGGAGGAGUUUGCUGAUGAGGAGUUGGUGGAUCGUAGCGAGGCUGCGGAGAGCGACAAGGUGCAGGAGCGUCCGGAAAAGAGGCUCAAGACGGAGGGCAGCAAGUGAAAGGUUACCUAUCGUGUAGGAGGACUGCGCGCUGCACACUUUUCUUUUGUGUCAUUUUGGUUUCCGUUCAUCCAUCGCUGGGCGGUAUGAUUGGGUUGUAAGCUGUUUUUUUAGCAGGUGUUGCGUUGAUACCGCGCUAUCUGGUAUUCGUUCCGUAAAAGCAUCUGGGGCUGGAGUCUAACGGAGAAUCGAAACUGCUUUACAAUUGGC